GAGGGGUUUUGUCCAUAGAUAUAUUUAGACAAUAUUAUGCUGUAUCUUUCCAUAGACAGCUUUUUAUGCCGUGGAGUACUGAACACUGGCAGAUUUGUAGAAUACAAACUGUUAAAGUCCAUGUAAGAUUUGUUUUAAACACGAUGGCCCAAACCAAAAGAUCAUCCAUGAAAUCAUCCGAUCGGACCGCAGACGACCAGUUGGGUCAACUCAAUGAAUUGGAAAACGUCAUCCGUCGAAAAAGUGUGUAUCCAUUUCCAUUAGGUCGUCGUCGUAGUAGUCUGUUUUCGGGACACAUGGCGGAAACGCCCUUGUCGAGAAAAUUCAGCAGAAAAUUCUCUAAAUUCGACUUAGCGCCGCGCCACAUCAACUAUGAGGCCACCUAUCGGACGGAGCCGGUGAUCAAGUUCCACGUGGCGACUGUUCAGAAGGUUAUUAAAGACACCCUCACGGAACUGCUGGAGGAUUUCCAGUACAGUGCAGUGGGAUGCUCUACUGUCAGCAGAACGGUAGUGGAGGAAAUCAAACAUCGCGUUAAACUUCUGGGAUACGACCGCUACAAGAUCGUCGUCGUCGUUGUAGUCGGGGAGAUGAAGAAUCAGGGAGUCUUAGUUACGAGCAGGUGUGCGUGGGAACCAAUGUUUGAUGACUAUGCGACAUGUACGUACCAAAACAAAGCAGUCUUUGGCAGUGCGCAAGUGUUUGGAAUUUACAUGGAUUAAUUUUAUACUGAGAAUUAAUUACCAAUGGCAAUAAGUAACUGUAUUAAUUUAAUUAUAGGAAGGAAAUUGAAGUGGGAAGUGGAACCACAGAGGAUGGUGUGGUCCACCACGACAUUUUGACCUUUUAAUGACUUCAAAUGUGAGAUCGGAGCAUCUAUAGAAAAAAUUUACAUUUUAGAUGACUUUUUAAAAAGGUGCCGAUCCAGGAUUUUGUAAAAGGGGUCCACAAAAAUGUAUUAAAAGGGCAAUUUGAGUUUGUCAAAGGCAACUGAGCCGAGCUCUCAAAGAAAGCCAGAUCUGUAGGAGGUUUGUUGACAUACUCCUUGGAAAAGUUUGAAAUACAAAUGCACAGCUGAGACGCAUUUUCAGGGAAAGUUAGUGUUGUAUUAUUGUUAAUGAUGAAUUAAAAAAACCCACCCAAAACAAAAAAAACGAACAAAACAAAACCAGUCAAUAUGGGUGGGAGUGGGGUUGAGGGUUACUGGACCCCUGUGACGCCCAUUUGGUUCAAACAAUGUUAUAAGGAUAAAUAUGUAAACCUUAUGGUUCUGGGCCCCGUUCCACGAAACGAUCUUAACCCUAAAAUUACCUUAUGCACUUAAGUUGAUCUUAGGGCUAAGAUCGCUUCGUGGAACGGGGCCCUGAUUUGGAGGUGAAGAGGCACACGGAGUUCCGUUCACCCACGAUUCUUACCGAGCUGCAUGUUUGUUCCUCUUUAUCGUUCAGGAGCUUUGAUUUUCACAACUAUUGGAGAUGCAACGAUAUAGCAACUGAAGGGUGUAUACUACCAAAUCAAAUCCCAUAGACGACAAUAGUAACAUAUGUGGCUAAAACUCCUACCUGCAACGUAUCAACCGACAUAAACGCCACGGAUAUAAAUACUACCACCCCUUA
This is a messenger RNA of Gigantopelta aegis, 1616 nucleotides long. Its product is annotated as dynein light chain Tctex-type 5-like. Gene Ontology annotation, molecular function: dynein intermediate chain binding. Gene Ontology annotation, biological process: microtubule-based movement. The coding region runs from base 66 to 722 and encodes 218 amino acids. Gene Ontology annotation, cellular component: cytoplasm; cytoplasmic dynein complex. Lineage: Eukaryota; Metazoa; Mollusca; Gastropoda; Neomphalida; Peltospiridae. The transcript has a single exon. The record is from RefSeq and is a predicted model, not a curated record.